AUGGUGCUGCAUUUAUGGCCGGCUGACUACAAUAAGAAGCUUGAGGAUACGCUCAUGAAAGACUACAAUAGCCGACAUCGACCAGUGAAAUCAGAAUCGACUACGGUACAAGUCAGCGUUUAUUUGGGAAUAAGCCAUGUAGAAAAAGUGGAUGAACAUGAGCAAACUAUGCUGGUCCAUGGCAAUUUAUGGGCAACAUGGAUAGAUGAAUACCUUGUAUGGACUCCAAAGGAUUACAAUGACACCCUGAAAAUUAACAUUGAUUCAUGGAGAAUUUGGCAACCGGCGUUGGCUCUCUAUAACAGUGCAAGAGGCAACUCUUGGCAUCUGUACAUGCAUGGCUUACCAGCAAUGAUUAGCAGUAAUGGAAGAGUUUGGGCAAGCGGUUCGUUCUCCUUCCAUGUCACUUGCCGUUUCGAUUUCACUGCAUGGCCGUAUGAUGAGCAGGAAUGCCCAAUUGUUAUCGCUGAUUGGGUUUACGACCUAUCCCGAGUGAAUCUCUCAGAUCCUCAGGGUAGUACUCCAUGGAACAAGCCUACAGUACGUCUCAACUACGAUCCAACAGGGAAGAAUGAGAAAAAACACGUUGCAGGUUCACUGAUGAGGGGAUGA
Molecule: messenger RNA, 612 nt
Organism: Haemonchus placei
Lineage: Eukaryota; Metazoa; Nematoda; Chromadorea; Rhabditida; Trichostrongylidae
Source: the annotation of a GenBank genome assembly